Messenger RNA from Dendronephthya gigantea, 932 nucleotides. RefSeq names its product lactadherin-like. Lineage: Eukaryota; Metazoa; Cnidaria; Anthozoa; Malacalcyonacea; Nephtheidae. The record is from RefSeq and is a predicted model, not a curated record. Bases 33 to 725 code for a protein of 230 amino acids. The transcript is spliced from 3 exons.
AGCUGUUCGAGUUAUUAUCACCACCAGAAGAAAUGGGUAGCACGUUGUUCUUUCUUUUCGCUGGUAUUCUUUCUAUGACGAUGUAUGGCGAAGCAAUCUGUUGUGAAGAAAUCAAGUCGAUAAUGAACGAGAAGAUUAAAGCUGGAAAAAUACUGUGCGCACCAGGCAACAAUCUCCCUCCCGGCUGUUGCAAAGAUAUUUGGAAAUCAGUUGAUGAGCAUAUUGCUGCGUAUAAAGCUGUUUGUGCUGACAAUACAGUUCGAUGUCCAAACCCCAAACCAUUGGGAAUGCAAAGCGGCAAAAUACCCGAUUCGGAAAUCACAGCAUCAACAACUUUUAGUAAUUCAUACCACCCUCACUUCGCAAGAUUGGAUAAGAGUGGCGGUGCUUGUAGUUGGGCGCCAACCCGAGCAGGAAGAUCUGGCUCGUGGUUACAAGUUGAUCUUGGACAAAAAACAGCUGUCACAGGAUUUGCAACUCGAGGAACAUGUUAUAACCAUGCAGAGUGGGCGAUUUCUUACUCGAUUGCUUACAGCAACAAUGGUGCUGAUUGGACUGAUUAUGAAGAGUCAGGGACUGCGAAGGUUUUCCAAGGCAACAAAGAUCGAGACUCCAUUGUUACCAACACAUUUAAAACUGAAAUCAAUGCUCGAUACAUUCGUGUGCUGCCGAAAUCAUGGAGAAAUUAUCCUACAAUGAGACUCGAGUUGUACGGUUGUCACUGAGUGGAACUUGCAUCUGUUGCAUAAAACGCACUGUUUUGAUAGUAAAUUUCCGAAUAGUUUAAAAUGUUUAGUGCCUGCGGUAAUCACUAUGCUUAAGCUUUCAUUUGUAGACUUUCAUGUUACAUCCUAUAAUUAUACAAUAAAUAGAAGUAGAAAAAAAUAGAAAAAAUGGGGGAUUUACUUUUUGUCACAGUUCUACUACUUUAA